Molecule: messenger RNA, 4080 nt
Organism: Carassius gibelio (silver crucian carp)
Lineage: Eukaryota; Metazoa; Chordata; Actinopteri; Cypriniformes; Cyprinidae
Gene: osgn1
Product: oxidative stress induced growth inhibitor 1
Exons: 6
Coding region: 1063-2586 (507 amino acids)
Source: RefSeq, a predicted model, not a curated record
CGUAAUGUGUCCGUCGGAUAUGGAAAUUGUCUCGCGACAGCAUGUCUGAUCAGGCUAUUCGCGCAUCUGACCAGUUUAACAGUGUGCGGUGAGGCUCGCUUCGCACAAUGCGACUGUGAAACGAUGAAGCCAUCACUGGGAAACGCAUGUCGACUGCUCUGGAAAGUUCUGUGGAGCGCAAAUAUCUCCGUUAUUAAAUGCAUUAUCACAUAUAUUAAAAGUGAAAGAAAAAUGACAGGAGUGUAGAAUGCAGAAUGUUAGGGACUGUCGCCAUUCACUUCCAUAGCGUGUGUGCCACAUUAAGAAAGCUUAGUAAGAGUUUUGGUUUCGUCACAUUUGGAAGAACAUGAUCGUGAGUGUCACCGUAGUUUAACUUUUGCGUGAACUGUGUCUUUAAAUAUAGGCACAAGUGAAAGCGUGCGGUUUAGUUCCUUGAAUGGACUUCAGAACUGACCCGUGCACGCGCGGCGACCUUAUUUUCAAUCAAAAAUUAUUCACAAUUUGCGGGUCAGUUGGGGGGAAACGUCUCAAGUGGCUUAAAUGAGCAGUCCCACAGUUUUGCUUUCCAGUUCACACGUUGGUAACUGCGUUAUCACGCUUUAAAGCUACGUGCUUAUGGUUUCUAAACGUUGAACUUGAAUGAUUUGUGUCUGCUAAACUUUUUAUGAGAUGGACAUUAAGUUUUUUAUAAAACUGCAUUUUUAUAAACUGUCCAAAACAAACAUAAAAACGUCUUGCACGUACUCCGUUUUAGGCACACACGCCCCCCGAGUUUACAGGAAAAAGUCUGUAAACUCGGUCACGUGUAUUACACGUGUAUAUAUUUAAGUGAAAUCAGCAGCAGAGCUUUGUAUUUGUGUAUUAAUAGGUGUACUAGACAUCUAGCAUGUCGUGCGAUCGCAAUUCAGAAUGACUUGGCGAUUUUGACCCUGGAGCGAACCGUUUUAAACAGGCGCUGUCCCUUUAAGAAAUUCUGCGCACUCAUGGUUACACUGAACUUAUUAUGUAACUAUACAUCGGUUGAUUCGUAAGAAGUGCCGGCUGAAGCUAAUGUGAACCACUAUGGAGCUGUACAACAAAGACAUAUUUUCUGAUGAUAUCCUGCCUGUUGUCAUUGUUGGUAAUGGACCAUCAGGGAUUUGUCUCUCUUAUUUGCUGUCGGGAUACACACCUUACCUUUCCCCCGAUGGCUUCCAUCCCAACCCAAUUUUGCAUAACAAGCUGAAAGAGAAUCCUCAUCUGUCUUUGUUUGACCAGGAUCUGGAGUACCUGUGUGAGGGUGUAGAAGGGCGUUCAUCAAACCCUGUGGCUGUGCUGUUCGACGCCCUCCUUCUUCCAGAUGGUGACUUUGGGGUGGAGUGCGCCUCCCCGCUGAUAUGGAGACAUGAGCCAGAAAGGGCCACACCUCACCUAGUGCUGGGGAAGGGACCACCUGGAGGGGCCUGGCAUGCGAUGGAGGGCUCAAUGCUGACACUCAGCUUGGCUAACUGGAUGGAACUUCCUGGUGUGAAGCUGAAGGAAUGGAUGAGAGAUAAACGAAGAAAUCUACGUAAUGACCGGGCCACACCAGCUGAGAUUGCGUCGUACUAUCAGCACUAUGUGACUAAAAUGGGUAUGGAGAAGAGCUUUGCUUGCGGCACCACCGUGACCUCAGUGUCUCGGGUUUCCCUUGAAUCUGGCCGCUCCGUUUGGAAGAUCCAAGGCCUCCAGAAAAGAGCAAGCAGUGGUGAAGAAAUUGAAGUCCCUUUCGCGGUCUAUGCCGAGAAUGUGGUGCUUGCCACAGGGACCCACGACAUCCCUGCCCGUCUCGGCGUGGAAGGCGAAAACCUUCCUUUCGUUUGCCACAGCUUCUGGGAGCUGGAAGCUGCCAUUUCGUCAGGCCACUUGGACAGCGCUUCAGAGCCGGUUCUUGUGGUCGGUGCUGGGUUGACGGCAGCAGAUGCCGUUCUCGCAGCUCACCACUUAAACACUCCUGUAUAUCACGCCUUUAGACGACCUGUGAGCGAUCCAGCACUCAUCUUCAACCAGCUGCCCAAGCUCCUCUACCCCGAGUACCACAAAGUGCAUCAAAUGAUGAGCCAACAACAGUGCAAAGGGGGUGAGACGGUGGCCAAUCUGUCCAACCAGCCUCUUUCUUCACCUGCUGAUGGCAACUGUUAUCCUGGUUACCUCAGUUUCCCAAAGCACCAUGUGGCUGCCUUCAGAUCUGAUGGCAAGUGUGUGCUUGAGGAUGAGGGAGGGAAACAGACCGUGCUGCAAGUCUCAAUGGCGCUCGUUUUGAUUGGUGCCCAUCCCAACCUGUCAUUCCUCCCCGAACAUGGUGGUCCGCUGGCGUUGGACUCGGAAGAGCCAAUCAGUUGCCGGCGGAACCCGCUAGACGUGGAUCCAUACACGUAUGAGUGUGUGAAGGAGCCUGGGAUGUAUGCCAUGGGUCCGCUGGUGGGUGAGAACUUUGUGCGGUUUCUGAAAGGUGGAGCUUUGGCCAUUGUGUGUGAUUUAGCCCGAAAACGAAGUAAAAAACGUCAAGAGAAUUGCACAGCGAGCUCAUUGAAUAUUCAACUGACUAACUGUACACUGGAAGCAUGAAAAGACUUUGACUUUUAAGGGGUGAAAAGAGUUUUGAUAUACGUGACCCUGGACCACAAAACAAGUGUUAAGUGUAAAAUUAGUCAAAAUUGAGAUUUAUACAUCAUCUGAAAGCUGAAUAAAUAAUAGUUUCAUUGAUGUAUAGAUUGGACAAUAUUUUGCCGAGAUGCAAAUAUUUGAAAAUCUGGAAUCUGAGGUGGCAAAAAAAACGAAAUACUGAGAAAAUCAUCAUUAAAGUCCUUAGCAAUGCAUAUUACUAAUCAAAAACUGAAGUUAUUAAUGGUAGGAAAUUUACAAAAUAUAUUCAUGGAACAUAAUCUUAAUAUCCUAAAGAUUUUGACCCAUACAAUGUAUUUUUGGCUAUAGCAACUUAAGACUGGUUUUGUGCUCCUUGGUCACACAUAGCUAUCUAUUCCAGAAUCCACAUGCAUGUCAGAAAAUGCUCAGUGGUUCUGCUCCAACUGACACAAAGGAAUCAGUUGUUGAACAGUUCAUGACCGUUCCCACAUCCCACAGCGCACGGACACAUUUUUUUGUUGUUAAUGUCUAACUAACCCACCUCUGAACAUUAAUCUGAGUCUUCAGACACAUGGUGCUUUAACACUUCAGGGAUUUAUUUUUCCAUGGCUGCUCACUCGAAACACUACUCAUGUUCUCACAGCAAUCAUGUUCUGUUGUGCCAAAUUAACUUUUGUAGGCUCAGUGUUUUCAAAUCUAAUAUUUCCUUCAUGUAAGGAAAACACAAAACUUAUCUUUGCCAAGCAAAUGCUGCUGUUGUAUCAAUGGUGGUACUAACCCUCUUACUGUCUUCUUCAGUGAAUGUAGAAAUCAUAGUGGACCUGAAAAAUCAGAAAGAUCAUUGUAGUUUCUUCUUCUUGUCUCCCGUACAUUGCCUUCAAUUGUAGUGAAUCCUCGGUUAUACCAGCAAACCAGACUUGAGUGUCUAGAAUUAGGGCUCUUUAAAGUUUAAGACGUCCUUGUUGCAUUAUGCUGUUACAAACCUAAAGCCAAGCUCAGUGAGGUCCGGCUGCUCUUACAAAACUGACCACAAGAGGGCCUUUGCACGCCGUGAGUGAAGCCAGCAACAUUGCAUCAGACAUGAUCUAUCAUGACGUUAUUUGAAUGAAUGAUUAAUCCUCCUCCAUAAGCUUAUUCAACGUUGUGUUAACCGACAUGGGCCAAAUAUAUGACCUAGGACCUUUUGAUGCAAUGAUGAAAAUAACUACAUUUAUUUCAAAUUUUGUAAGAUGCAAAAUCAAAACAAAUGCAUAUAUUGUUCCUUCAAGAAGAUUAUUCAUGAUUAUGAUGCAACCUCCUUUUUUUUCUUUUCUUUUUUUUUAUCUAAAAACUAUUACUGCUGCAUUAAUUGCGUGUAAGUUAUGAACCCCGGCAGCUCUGAUAAAACAUGUUUGUACUUUUUUAUGUAUAGUUUAUCUACAUGCGUUGUUGCAGUCAAAUACUUUUUUUUAAUAAUAAACUGGAGCCUGAAAACAA